Periophthalmus magnuspinnatus is the source of this 5576-nucleotide messenger RNA. RefSeq names its product CCR4-NOT transcription complex, subunit 6a (gene cnot6a). The transcript is spliced from 12 exons. The record is from RefSeq and is a predicted model, not a curated record. The coding region runs from base 119 to 1798 and encodes 559 amino acids. Gene Ontology annotation, biological process: nuclear-transcribed mRNA poly(A) tail shortening. Gene Ontology annotation, cellular component: cytoplasm; nucleus; CCR4-NOT complex. Gene Ontology annotation, molecular function: protein binding; poly(A)-specific ribonuclease activity. Lineage: Eukaryota; Metazoa; Chordata; Actinopteri; Gobiiformes; Gobiidae.
AAAAAAGCCCUGACAGUCGCCAUGAUACAGCAGCGGAAACGGGGGAGAAGUGGCUAGAAAACAAAAGAGAACACGCAGUCGUCCUCGAUAUUUGGUAUGCUCUUGAAGUGUUAUAGGAAUGCCCAAGGAAAAAUAUGACCCGCCUGAUCCAAGGCGGAUGUACACCAUUAUGUCCAGCGAGGAGGCAGCCAAUGGGAAGAAGUCGUACUGGGCUGAGCUGGAAAUUAGUGGUCGAGUGAGGAGUCUCAGCACAGCUCUGUGGUCUCUUACCCAUCUCACUGCCCUGCACCUCAGUGACAACUCCUUGUCACGCAUCCCGCCAGACAUUGCCAAAUUACACAACCUGGUGUACCUGGAUCUCUCAUCCAAUAAGAUCAGGAGCCUGCCGGCAGAGCUCGGCAACAUGGUGUCUCUCAGGGAACUGCUUUUAAACAACAACCAGUUGCGGGUUUUACCGUUUGAAUUGGGAAAACUCUUUCAGUUACAAACACUGGGGUUGAAAGGAAACCCACUUGCACAAGAAAUUAUGAGCCUCUACCAGGAGCCUGACGGCACACGGAGACUGCUCAACUACUUGUUAGACAAUCUGGCAGGAGCGAUAAAACGCAUACCAACAGAGCAGCCCCCAGCUCGGUCGUGGAUUUCACUGCAGGAGCCUGACCGGACGCGAGCAUCAGCGUUGUUUUCAGUGAUGUGCUACAAUGUGCUGUGUGACAAGUACGCCACUCGUCAGCUGUACGGCUACUGUCCAUCCUGGGCUCUAAACUGGGAAUACAGAAAGAAGUCCAUCAUGCAGGAGAUCCUCAGCUGCAAUUCAGACAUCAUCAGUUUGCAGGAAGUAGAGACUGAGCAGUACUACAGCUUCUUUUUGCCGGAGCUGAAGGAGCAGGGCUACGAUGGCUUCUUCAGUCCAAAGUCUCGAGCCAGGACCAUGUCUGAGUCGGACCGGAAACAUGUGGAUGGCUGCGCCAUUUUCUACAAGACGGAAAAGUUCAGUGCAGUGCAGAAGCAUACAGUGGAGUUUAACCAGCUGGCCAUGGCAAACUCUGAGGGCUCCGAAGCCAUGCUCAACAGAGUCAUGACAAAAGACAACAUUGGAGUGGCUGUUCUCCUCGAAGUGCGCAAAGAGAUGAUGGAGGUGUCCUCCGGAAAAUCCCUCCAUGGCAUGGAGAAGCAGCUCCUCCUGGUGGCCAAUGCUCACAUGCACUGGGACCCCGAGUACUCAGACGUCAAAUUGGUCCAGACCAUGAUGUUCCUGUCUGAGGUGAAGAACAUCGUGGACAAGGCCACACGUAGCCUCAAGCUAUCGUCCGUCUCUGGAGAAACCAAUGCCAUUCCACUGGUGCUGUGCGCUGACCUCAACUCCCUCCCAGACUCUGGUGUGGUAGAGUACCUGAGCUCUGGAGGAGUGGACUGCACUCACAAGGACUUCAAGGAGCUGCGUUACAGCGACAGUUUGACCAAAUUUAACUGCAACGGCAAGAACAGCACGUCCAAUGGCCGGAUCACCCACGGCUUCAAGCUGAAGAGCGCCUACGAGAACGGCCUGAUGCCUUACACCAACUACACCUUUGACUUUAAGGGUGUCAUCGACUACAUUUUCUACUCCAAGCCUCACCUGAACGUGCUGGGGAUCCUGGGCCCCCUGGACCCCCACUGGCUGGUUGAGAACAAUGUGACCGGGUGCCCGCACCCCCACAUCCCCUCUGACCACUUCUCCCUUUUUGCCCAGCUGGAGCUGCUCCUGCCCAACGCGCCCCCACAGGUCAAUGGGCUGCACCUGCCUACGCGCAGGUAGUGGGUCCCUGCCACACCACCAGAGGGAGCCGCCACCACAGCCGCUCUGUUUUUAAUCUUCUCCCUCCCACUACCAGCUCUCCCCCACUGCACUGGAGGGACGACAAAACACAACCUGUAAAAUAAACGUUCAGUGAGGUCUGGCCGACAGGGAUUUCGUAUAAUGUUAUAGAUAUUCUAUAUUUUUCUUUAUCCUUUCUCCUGUUUUUAUUUUUAACUGCUCAAUUCAGUCAGUGUUUGUAUCAGAUUUUGUGUUGCAAAUCCCCUUUUUUAUCAAAUCCGCCACAUUCUUUGUCACUAUCUUUUUAACUUAAGCGGACGGUAGCUCAUGUUGUUUGUCCCACACAAAGGCUCUUUAGUGCAAGAGAAACCAAGGCUUUAUUAGCACUGAAAAGUGAGCUACUCUCAAACCAGCAAAGACUGCACACACCAGUUUCAGACCUCUUUGAUCAGCGCUGGAGGCUAAGAUGGCCGCCGAGCUGUGGGUCUCUGAUGUGAGCGCUUUAGAGCAGCUUCGACCGGUCGCUGGAGGCCACGUUUCCUGCUGUCAUUCUGUGGUGCUUCGGUCUCCUUUGGUGCUACAAGAAUUUACAACUGUCCAAUGUCCCUUGUAGUGUUGAGCUUUAGGAGGAGGUGAGACAAAUAGUGCAGCUACCGUCCUGUUUGUCGACUGUUUAGCCCCGACUCGUAGUGAACACAAGGUUAGUCUAGUGUUAGGAGCUUACAUGGCCUAUAUCACCUUUAGGCAGGGCACCUAGGCUGAAGGGAGAGGGAUUGGAGGGGCGCUUUUCCCACUAAUCUUUUUAUUUGAAUGGUUUUAUGAGGGAGUCUAAUGGCUGAGACACAGGAGUAAAACCAGCAUUCCUCACAUGUAAACAUACACACGCGCUAACAUACACAUGAACAUACGCACGUGCUAACACACAGCUAAUUCGUAGACAGAUUUGUAGCACUGUCUCAAAGGCCAGUAGUGACUUUCCCCAGCCAUAAACCCCACACACAAAAGCAGUGGUUUUUCACAAGUGUUUGUACAGAAUAGAAAUCUCAACUCAGUCUUUACAUGAUUGUAUAUGAACCACAAAGACCUGUUUUUUGGCGUUUUUUGUACUAAGAGUAAAUUAUGAUCCGAUUUGAAAAAAAGAUUGUAUUGUAAACUAUGGCUAAAUUUUUAUCCAGUUAAUGUUAAGAUGAAUUGAUAUUACCAGCUUGUACAAAAGACGUAAGAAGAGGUUGUUCGAGGCAUUCGCUGUCACUACUUUGCACUCCCAGAGUUUAACUGUAAGUAAUGUAUUUGAUUUGGUCCUUCUCUGCUCAUUUGAUUUUGGCACAUCGCUGUGAUUGUAAAUAGACACUGAGUGAAGUUGGCCUGUUGCUUGUCGCCCAUUAACAAAGUCAUUGAUCCGCGCUGCUGACAUCACAUUUGAACACACCCGACUAAAGGCAGCCCACAUCUGUUCUCAAAUCCCACUUGUACAAACCAACAUGGUGCCUCACUGUAGCAGUUGUUGUUGUCUUGCACUAUUUACACUCGAUGAACGCCUGAACAACCUUUUCUCCUUUUAUUUUUAAAUACUGUUGACACAUUUGAAGAUUUUAUGUCCUUUGUUUUUGUUAAGUUUCUUUUUUAUGAGCUAUGACAAUGUCAUGAUGGUGUGUAUAAUCCUCCUCCUCAUUCAGCUCUAUAGUAAUCAGGUAUGCGUUCCCCUAUGCCCUUCCUAUCCUGUUGGGACAUGAGUCUGUUCUCAAUCCACUGUCUUAAGUUGCACUAGUUUAGUAUCAGCACAGCUUUCUGUCCAGACCCUCUCUGCUCCAUCUGGCCUCGCCCCUGCCCCGCCCACCUGUAACCUCCUGACCGCAGACUAACCUCAACGAUCAGACUUAAGCUGUGUUUUAAAACCUCUACCCCUGUGUACAGCUCCUUCUCACUGCAGUUAUAGUGCCAUUGGUGGACCUACCUUUGCUCCGCUGAAGGUGGAAGCCCCACUCUGCUUUUAGACACACGAGUUAUGGGGCCUCAGCUGAUGCAUUAGUCACAUCUCAAAGCUGUGAGACAAACCUCACUCUUAUUCAGGCAGCCAUGUUUGAACAUGGACCACACACUGAGCACUUAGGCCCAGCUGAGCCCCCCUCGUUCCGCCUCUGAAGGCGUUCUUAAUGUAGUCUCAAAACAUUUUAACGCAAGUGAAUAGGAAGUAAACUUGGCCCUCAGAUAAAGUUUAACCCAUUUGUUUGCCCCACUUUGUUGUUUUUAAACAUUUUUUUUCCAAUGGAAACCAAUGUGUCCAGUUUUUUUUUCUGAAUGGCAUUAGUAUUGUAGUAGAUUUAAAGGCUAGCUUUUUGUAAAGUGUGAAUAAAAGAUGUAUCUCAUGUUUCCUUUCUAAAAAUGAUAUUGUGUUUGUUGAUGUGUAAAUCAUGAAAUCUAUGAUGGUGUUAUGUUUGCUAUUUGUUUUUAUUUGAACUCAAUAUUUUCCAUAAACUGUUGUCCCAUCACAAACCAAAUGCUAUGUAGAAAUCAUGUGUAGAUGGUUGUUCCCGGCGAUGCCGUAGGAGGAUCUUCUCUGGUCUAAGCACAGGGAUACUCUUUUGGUCGUAUCUUUCAGCUUUAUUUUUGGAUGUGGCACUGGCAGAGGAGCUGGUGUCUGUAGUGUAGGCAGCAGCGCUGUCUCUGUAGUAGCUGCAGGUGAAUAGACAUCACUGGUGCUGUUGUGUUGACUGGUCCUGUGAUGGUUUUCAGUACCUAGUCCAUCUCACUAGUUCUUGUGCAUCACAGUGAGUUCUCUGUUACACUAGCUAGCUACUAAUGGUCAGAUUUGUUUUGACAUAAUUUCAGGUUGACACCCCCCUCAUUGUUUGUGACUGGCUUUGACAAAAAUCAUUGAUGUCACUCGUAGGCUUCAGUGAUUGGUCACUCAUUUAGCGUUGUACUUUUCCACUCCUUCAUUGUUUCAUAAUUGGCUCAUUAAGCAUACAAUGAUUUCCCAGGCUGCGUCACUUUUAUCAUGGUGUACACCAACCAACAUGUCCAUCUAAUGCUAACCAUAGUCUCCAUCAACUGUAGGGCUGAAAGGAAAGCACUGUCCUUUUCCUUAACUCUCAUCAACUCCUUCAAACUCAUACUGUUGUUCAACUUUGGCUCAUUCCAUCACUUUCCCAAGAACUUGGCAAUAAUUCCCUUAACUGUUAAAAAUCACCAUUCAAAUGGAUUUUAAAUAUUUUACCUGAAAUGUAUGUAGCUCUUUUGUCUUUCAAACUGCUCGCUUUUAAUCUCUGCAUCUUCACUCUUAACUCUCCGGACUAGUUUGGCUGUCACCCCCGUACCUUUUAACACUUUGGUUACAUCCAUCUUGUAUAUUUGCUCAUCUCUUCUCCCCUGCCAGUUUUUAGUGGUAGUUGUUUAAUGAUCAGGAUUGUCUGUAGUCAAGCUGAGUACAUAUAUUGAUCUGUGUCACUGUGUUUUAUGCACUGGACCAACUAUUGUUUACCAUUCAUUAAAUACCAGCAAAAAAGCAAAUAAAGACAAAACACUUGCACAAUGAUGUAGAAUGUCCAUGAACCUGGCGAGAAAAAAGGCAGCUGUUUUCAAAUCAAUACUGUUUGCAAAUGAACUGAAUGGUAAACAAUGCUUUCUGUUGUAUCCUUAGCCGUCCUCUCCACUCCGUUUGGACUAUAGUUUGGUUCUUUGUUUUUCUGUUGACUUCAGGAUCAGCUUGUUUCCUUUACACCUACCUAUGUAUUUUCCUACUUCUGGUUGAAAAUAAAUUCUAUAUUAUCUGUUUCAA